Cokeromyces recurvatus is the source of this 1039-nucleotide messenger RNA. Its product is annotated as ribonuclease H-like domain-containing protein. Lineage: Eukaryota; Fungi; Mucoromycota; Mucoromycetes; Mucorales; Mucoraceae. The coding region runs from base 26 to 934 and encodes 302 amino acids. Gene Ontology annotation, molecular function: 3'-5'-RNA exonuclease activity; nucleic acid binding. The record is from RefSeq and is a predicted model, not a curated record. The transcript is spliced from 4 exons. Gene Ontology annotation, biological process: exonucleolytic trimming to generate mature 3'-end of 5.8S rRNA from tricistronic rRNA transcript (SSU-rRNA, 5.8S rRNA, LSU-rRNA).
UUUUUUUUUUGGGUUUAAUUAGAUUAUGAAUGACCAAGAAGAAUCAGAAUCCGCGUCUAAUAAUAAAAAAUUAACAACCGUAGAAGGGUUACGGUUAGCUUUAAAAGAACUUGGUUUAAGUACAAAAGGACAUAAGCCUGAACUAAAACAACGUUAUAAAAAGGCAAUAAAGAAAAAAUUAAAAGAAGAAGGUUGUAAGAAUGACAAUAAUGACGCUCAAAGAGAAGAUCAGAAGAAUGAUCAACAAGAUGAAGUUGAUUCUAACAUUAAAAGGAGAAAGAAACAGCCAUUUGAUUAUUAUUUGUUUUUCGACGUUGAAGCAACUUGUAUUGAAAAUGGAGGCUUUACUUUUCCCAAUGAAAUUAUUGAAUUCCCUGUUGUAUUAGUAGAUGGUGAAACCUUCGAGAUUGUAGACGAAUUUAGAUCCUAUGUAAAACCAACUAUAAAUCCAGUAUUAUCAGAAUUUUGUAUCAAUUUAACAGGCAUUACACAAUCUGUAGUAGAUCAAAGUCCCACAUUUAUUGAAGUAUUAAACUCAUUUCAAGAAUUUAUGGCAAAAUAUAGUCUAUUUCAAUCUUCUUCAGCAUCCUUUGUUACAGAUGGUCCUUUUGAUAUUCGUGAUUUUAUUACUAAGCAAUGUAAACAUAGUAACAUUAAUCCUAGACCUGCUUAUUUUGAUGUUCCUUGGGUUAAUAUCCGAGAAUUAUUUAAAAAAUUUUAUAAGCAAAAGGAAAACAAGAAUAUUAGUAUGAUGUUAUCUCACUUGGGAUUAAGCUUCAAAGGAAGAGAGCAUUCUGGCCUAGAUGAUGCUAAAAAUUUAGCUGCCAUUGGAAAGAGGAUGCAUGAAGAUGGGUGUAUAUUUAAAACAAAUUGUAAAUACUAUAAAGACAAUCGAAGAAGCAAUUAUAAUGUACGAAGUAGAAAGAAGAAAUAGAUAUAUUAUAAGUUUUGCAUAUUUUUUCUACCAUCAUGUAUUUACAGCUCUUUUUGAUUUCUUUAAUGCUAGAAGUUUUUUCUUUUUUUUCUAUUAUUAUUUUUA